This is a messenger RNA of Tuber aestivum (summer truffle), 5068 nucleotides long. NCBI's taxonomy places the organism in Eukaryota, Fungi, Ascomycota, Pezizomycetes, Pezizales, Tuberaceae. The record is from the annotation of a GenBank genome assembly.
GAGUCGUAUCGGUCAGUACCACACCCAAACCACCAUAGGAUAUCAUACAUAUCCCGCGCGUAGAACCCAUGAGCUUCCAGACUACCGGUAUGGUACCAAGACUCGUACGAAUGAAGGCGUCAGAAAAAUCAUUUCCCCGGCCAGGUUCUACCUGCUGUGGCGGUGCUUGCUAUAUGUGGUGAUCAUCAUCGUCGACGACGAGAGGUUGUCCGCAGUAGUGACCUGUUCCGGCAGGGCUUGUACUAUACCGCAUCAUAUCGUGGGGUUCAUACGUUCCUUAACUUGUGAUACCGAUCGUGAAGAAGUUGGGACGUGGUGAACUGGCUCGAUUGGGGGAAAGUGUGAGAUUUGGGCGAUGUGGGGUUGCGGGUGCAUUUAUAACUCGAUGGAUUGGUGGUUGGGUGAGGCGAGUGAUUUUGUGUGAGUACUUGCUGCGGGGGGAGAGUUUUUUUUUUCUAGUGGAGGAAUCAGCGUUGCAGUGGGUGUGUUGGCUGGUAUUCGGUUACUGCCGUUGUGGUGUGAUAUAUGAUAGUACAGUAGGAAUUCACAAGUGAUGCAGAUAGAUGAUAUGAGGGGAAAGAAAUUUACAGAUUUUGAUAGGUUAUGAUACCGUAUCGGUUCGGCCACUAUGCACUUGGGUAGUCUAAAUGUUAUGAACAUAGAAUACAAAACUGCAUCAUUAAUCGAAUGAACAAAACUCCGUCCCUAUGCAAACAACAACAUUUCAAUCCUAUAUUAUGAUACGGUGAUCGCAAUCACGCCCCAACCUGAGCCUUAACCUUCUCCAGCAACAAUGCACUCUGCCUCCCAAGCUUCUGUUGCCCCUUUGCCGUGCGAGCACUCAUAACCUUCUUCCUGAGCGCCCUCUCCUUCUUCGACUUCUCCAUUGCAGCCUUCCUGGCCUCGAUCCGUCUCUCCUCCUCCUUCCGUUCCUCCCUUAGUCUGGCUGCCUCCCGCUCCUCCUUCAGAAACGCGGAAGUCUUCUUCCUUCUCUCCCGUUUUUUCCAAGCACCUUUACCCACGUUUUUAGGGUCCUCCACACGUGCCGCCUCUGGUUGGUCCAGCGCUGCUCGUCGCUCGGGGUGCAUUUCUGUAGUCGCUGUAAUAGCAUUCCCAUCCUCGCCAUCUUUGAUCCCUGCGGAUUUGGCUCGCUCCCGCUCAGCUGCGGCCUCUUCUAGUAGCCUUUUCGCACGGAUGGCGUGAGGAUCUGUGUCUGGCGCGUCUCCCGGUAUUAUUUUCGCGAAUGAUUUCUUGACCUUUGCUUUGUGGAUGAGGGAUUUUUUUAUUUUGUCGGCUAUUUUGUGUGUUAGUUUAGCUUCCCCGGAAUUGGAGGACGGGAGAGAGGAGGGACACCUUUUCGCUUAUAUGUCCCAUCGGGCAGGUUUGCAGGGCCGACGCUGAAGGCUUUCUUGCGUGGUUUGGCUGAUAGUGGUGGUUUCCCCAUGUUUGCUUGCUUCCGUUUUUGAAGGGAUGGGAUGGUGAACUUUGAGAAACCUUCUUUUGUGGGGGGCGCUUCUGGCUUAACACGAGGCUGAAGUGGGAUGAUCAUAAAUCUUGGCGAUGGGUGUCUUGGCGAUAGUUAAACUUUAAGUUAAAAAUUUCUUUUCCACUCAACGGGGAAUUGAACUACUAGGACGCUUGCUUCCUUUUCCUCCGUAGGAUAUCACCUCGACCAUAAUAUUGCUCGAGAUAUGGUUAAAUCAUAUUUGUACCUUCUUCUUCUAUUUCCCCAACCGUCCCUAGCGAAUUCCCCGCUAAUUGAACGCUGAAACAGACGAUUCGAGCACUCCUCAACCUUCGGCGUUGUAGUUACAGGAACAGCAAACACCGUCUGGGCCGCCGAAGCAACGGCCCUCGCACAAACAAAGACCACCAGCGCCGGCCGAGCGAUCGCCCCCGCGAACGAGGAAGUGCUGGUAUGGGAUAUCAAGAAAGGCGAAUUCCUCUCGCGCUGGCGGGACGGAAAAUGCAAAGCGGUGGUCUCGGCCAUUGCCCAGUCCCGGACGGAUAAGGAUGUCUUCGCAGUCGGCUAUGCCGAUGGGUCGAUCCGGUUGUGGGAUUCGAAGACUUCUACGGUGGUUAUCUCGUUCAAUGGGCAUCGGUCGGCGGUUUCUGCCUUGGCGUUUGAUCACUCGGGGACCAGGCUUGCGAGCGGGUCGAAGGAUGCGCAUGUGAUUGUCUGGGAUCUGGUUUCUGAGGUGGGGCUGUACAGGCUUAAAGGUCAUAAAGAUCAGGUCGCGGAGGUUGGGUUUUUGAAAGGUCCUGAGGAAGUGGAGGGGGGGAAUGCGGAGGGCUGGCUCGUUAGUGCUGGGAAGGAUACGCUAAUCAAGCUGUGGGACCUCUCGACGCAGCAUUGUGUCGAGACACAUGUUGCUCACCAUGGGGAGUGCUGGGCUAUGGCGUUAUCACCGGAUGAGAGGGGUUGUAUCACCGCUGGGAAUGGCGGGGAGUUGAAGGUUUGGGCUAUCGAUACUGCGGGAUUGGCAUCGAGGGUUAGGGGAAGGUCGGAUUGCUUGAUUGACCGGGGGACCCUAUACCGGCAGAACAAGGAUAAGGCCAUAUCUGUCACUUUCCAUCCAAAUUCGAACUUUGUUGCAAGUCAUGGUGCGGAUAAGAGCGUUGAAAUUUGGCGGAUACGGACAGAGGAUGAAGUUAAAAAGGCGUUGAAGAGGAGGCGGAAGCGGAAGGAAGGGAAGGAAAGCAAGAGGGAUAAAACGGAGAAGACGGGGGGAGAGGGUGAUAAUAUUGCGCAUGCUGAAGUUGCAGAUAUCUUCGUUUCGUAUGUCGCUGUGCGGACAGGUGGGAAAGUCAGGUCAGUUGAUUGGACCACCCGGGGUGGUAAGAAUGCUGUACAGAUCCUAGUGGCCUGCACAAACAAUACACUAGAGUACUACGAUAUACGAAAACCUGCAAAAAAAGAGGGAAGAAAAGAGCAGGAAGUCCCGGAAUAUAACAAACUAUACGCCGUUGAGCUUCCGGGACACAGGACGGAUAUUCGUGCACUGUCUUUGAGUUCCGAUGAUCGGAUGCUUGCCUCCGCCUCAAGCAGCGCUCUAAAGAUCUGGAAUGUGAGGACUUCGGCUUGUAUAAGGACUUUUGAGUGUGGCUAUGCCCUGUCCUGCUCGUUUCUCCCUGGAGACAAAAUUGUGGGUUAGGUCUAUAUAGGCUAGGGAUUGAAGGCAUUGCUAAUGAGGAUGAUAGGUUGUUGUGGGCACAAAAACUGGAGAGAUAGAGCUCUUCGAUGUAGCUUCAUCAGCAAUGAUUGAGAGUGUCAAGGCACAUGAAGCUUCUAUUUGGUCACUACAGGUCCACCCAGAUGGCAAGAGUAUUGUUACCGGAAGUGCAGAUAAGAAUGCCAAAUUCUGGGACUUUCGGAUUAUGCAGGAGAAUGUUCCCGGGACCAAGGUAUGUUUGGACUACCGCCAUAAUAUUCAUGGGUUAUCGCUAACACAUAUCAACCAUGAAGCGAACAACGCCUCGGCUGAAGCUGGUUCAGACCCGAGUUCUCAAGUUGUCAGACGACAUUCUAAGUGCCCGUUACAGUCCUAACGGGAAAAUCCUUGCCCUAGCCCUCCUCGAUAAUACCGUCAAAGUCUUCUUCGCUGAUACUCUUAAACACCUCCUUAAUCUAUACGGGCACAAGCUCCCAGUAUUAAACAUGGACAUAUCCUCGGACUCCAAACUUAUCGCAACGUGCUCAGCAGACAAAAACGUCAAGAUAUGGGGCCUAGAUUUCGGCGACUGCCACAAGAGUUUCUUUGCCCACCAGGACAGUGUAAUGCAGGUAGUCUUCGAAAGAAACUCGCACAACUUCUUCUCAGCUGGUAAAGACCGUCUAAUAAAGUACUGGGAUGGUGACAAAUUUGAAAACAUCAUUAAGAUGGACGGCCACUUUGGCGAAAUCUGGGCAUUGGCCAUAGGAAAGGUAAGUGAGAUUGUCGUGAGCGCAAGUCACGAUAAGAGUAUACGAGUAUGGGAACAGACAGAUGAUGAGGUACUACCCCCGUUCCUAAUACAGCAUUCUUCAUGAUAUACUAACAAGAAUUAGAUCUUCCUGGAGGAGGAGCGCGAAAAAGAACUCGAAGAGCUCUACGAAUCAACCCUAACAACCUCCCUCGGCCAAGACGAGACGCAGGACGAGAACGGCCCCGAGGUUACCUCUGCCGGGAAACAAACCAUCGAAACACUCAUGGCCGGAGAAAGGAUUAUGGAAGCCCUGGAUCUCGGAAUGGCUGACAUGACCAUGAUGAAAGAAUACGCAGCCGCCAAAAUCGAGAAACCAAAGCUUGCCCUACCGCCUCGAAACCCAUUGUACAUUGCCCUGGGUGGAAUAAGCGCAGAAACACAUCUUCUGAAUACAAUCCAGAAAAUCAAAGCAAGCCAUUUACAAGACGCACUAUUAGUCCUCCCUUUUGACAAAGUCGCUCCCUUCUUGAUAUUUUUAGACAUCUUUGCCUCAAGGGUACCCCCCUCCCUCCUCCCAACCCCACAAUCUUCUCCAAUCACAAAAGCUAACAUGCGCAAAACAGGAAUGGAACAUCCCACUAACCUGCCGCAUCCUCUUCUUCCUCCUAAAAACGCACCACAAGCAGAUCGUCGCGACAAAGACCAUGCGCGUGCUCCUCAGCAGCAUCCGCAAGAACCUGAGAACCGCGCUCAAGAGCCAGAAGGACCAGAUGGGGUUCAAUCUUGCUGCGGUCAGGUUCGUCAAGAAUAGUGUUGAGGCGGCGGGGAAGAGUGAUUUUGUGGAUGAGGAGGCUCUCAGGGAGAUGGAGGAGAAGGGAAGGAAGAAGAGGGCUUUUGCCACUUUAGCUUAGAAGGAAGGGGGCAUAUGUAAAAUAGAUUAUAGUAAUAUAUGAAUGAUGGAGGGUCAUAAAAGAAAAGCUCCGUUUUGGGUCUAUUUUAAAUUGUUAUGGUGUGAGUGAUGUUGGUGAGUCGCGGUGGCGAGAGCAGCUAAUACCAUAUCGCCGCGAUGCUUGGGUAGCAGGCUUCAGAUAAAUAGACCAUCGCAUCAUACAAUCGAUUACGCAUGGUAGCUUGUACUUGUACAGCACUACCGGUAGUAUAC